Molecule: messenger RNA, 5788 nt
Organism: Lotus japonicus
Lineage: Eukaryota; Viridiplantae; Streptophyta; Magnoliopsida; Fabales; Fabaceae
Product: anaphase-promoting complex subunit 1
Exons: 37
Coding region: 239-5650 (1803 amino acids)
Biological process (GO): protein K11-linked ubiquitination; metaphase/anaphase transition of mitotic cell cycle; anaphase-promoting complex-dependent catabolic process
Cellular component (GO): anaphase-promoting complex
Molecular function (GO): molecular adaptor activity
Source: RefSeq, a predicted model, not a curated record
UUUGAUUUCACACUCGCUUCUUCUCUCUCAAGGGUGCUUCCUCUCUCGCCGACCCUCCCUCACACCGGCGCUGGUUCCUCCGCCGUGGGUUCUCCGCCGUGGGUUCUGCUUCUUCACUCGCUUAACUCGUUUCUUCAGGGGCGGGACACUCGCUUCCUGUUAUGCGACACACUCUACACUUCACUUUCCCCUCCAUUUUCCACACCACCAUUCUCCACCUUCACUGUGAGCUCCGAAAAUGUCCAUAGGCGAGCGUCGCUUAUCGUUACUGGGCGAGUUCAAACCCUUCGGCCUCAUAGCCGAAGCUCUCGACGGAAAACCCCCUGACACUGUAACUGACAAGUACGAUUACUUCCUUUUCGAUCCAGAAAUCGCUCGAGAUAGAGACGCUGAGGACGAUUGCGAUGAAGUUGCUUCCGCAUUGAACAAUCGCGGCGAUCACGAGCUUUUCAUCCGCGGGAAUCGGAUUAUAUGGUCGAUUGGCGCGAGAGUUUUUAAGCGAUUUACCUUGCCGCAUCCGAUCGUUAAGGUAUGCUGGUGUCAUCUGGGUCAUACAGCUGAAGCUCUUCUAUGUGUAUUACAAAAUAAAUGUUUGAUGAUCUAUAAUACAUCUGGUGAAAUAGUUUCACUUCCACUUCCUCGUACAAUCACAUCUAUAUGGCCUCUUCCGUUUGGUUUAUUACUCCAGCAGGAAGUUGAAGCAACUACACCAUCACGCAUUCCUUUUUCAUCUACAAGCCCUUUGUUUAGUGCCCGUGAUAUCUUGCUUAGUUCAUCUGGCCAUAUCCAAAAGGGUGAGGGAAGUUUAGUAUCCUCUCAUCUGAUCUUGAUGGAUCCACUGGAUGAAGAACAACCAACUUUUAUCCAAGAAAGAGGGAAAUUGAACGUUAUGAAGGAAUAUGAUGAAAAGACAAUUUGGACUAGUGAUCUGGUGCCGCUUAUGGCCUCCUAUAAUAAAGGAAAGAUGCAGCACUCUUUGUGGGUUGCAGAAAUUGUCAAUUAUAACUUUGAUGAGGCAGCCACAAGUUCAUUAAACAUAAAUCCCAUGGGUGUAUUGCCAAAACACUUAUCCUUCCGUAGAAUAUGGCAGGGAAAAGGUUCUCAAACAGCUGCUUGUAAGGUAUUUAUGGCCACUGAUGAUGAUACAGCUCCUAUCGUCUGCUUUUUUCAUCAAGAACAAAAAAAAAUGUUGUCUGUUAGCCUUCAGAGUGUCGAAAUAAAUAGUGAGAUUGUGUUUGAUGUUAAACCUGAUACGAGCUGGAUCAUAGCUGCAGUUGCAGCUUCACCUGUUACGGUCACUCGUCCAAGGGUCAAAGUCGGGCUACUUCCAUAUUCAGAUAUAUUGGUUUUGACUCCAGAAAAUGUUCUGCUUCUCUAUUCUGGGAAGCAAUGCCUAUGUAGAUAUGUGCUACCUUCUUGCUUAAAUAAAGAUAAGAUUUUGCAUGAUUGGAAGCUUCCCGAAACAUCCUCUGUUCCCAUGGACUUAAAGAUCACUGGCCUAGCUGAUGCUGUUGAAGGGCGUGUUAAUGUGGUAGUAAACAAUAGGCAGAUGUUUAGAUGCGCAUUGCGACAAAGCCCUUCAUCAUCAUUAGCUAAUGAUUGCAUCACAGCACUUGCUGAUGGACUCAGUUCUAGCUUCUACAGACAUUUUAUUGGUCUUCUCUGGAAAAAUGAUGACCCGGCUGAUUUGUCAGAAACUGAAUCUAGUGUUGAUUCAGAAUGGGGUUCUUUUUGUCAUGUAAUUAUGCAAAUCUGCGGAAAAUAUAAUAUUAUAUCUCAAAAACGUUCUGGUCCAGUGUCACACUCUGCUUGGGACUUCCUUCUCAGUAGCCAAUUUCAUAAUAACUUCUGCAAAGUAAAUUCCAUGUUCGGAGUAUCUUGUGCUGCGCCACUAAAUCAGCUGGAAUCGAAUCCCCCUAAGUCGUCCAUAGAUGGUAAACAAAGCUCUGAAAAACCAUUUUAUAAUGAACUGUUAAUGGAAAGUCUGGAAUCACUUCAUGCACUCUAUGAGAGCCUGAAACUGGAUAGUCUCCGCAAAAGGGACUUGGAGCUUCUAGCAAUUCUCUUAUGUAAUAUGGCUGAUUUUCUGGGUGAGAAUAACUACAUGGACCAUUAUAUUCGUGAUUUCCCUGGCCUCUGUAAAAAGUUUCAGAUGUCUGGAACCACCCUUUCCCUUAAAAUUUCUCCAAGUUUAUUCAGAUGGCUUGAGAACUGCUUGCAACAUGGAUGGAGCUGUGCUAAUAUUAGUGAUCUUCCAUCUUUAGUCCUUAAAGAUGGAUGUUCUGUGGUAAGUUUGGCACGGAAAAUAGUUUGCUUUUACAGUAUAUUAUCUGGUGCCAAUUUGCUCGGAAAGAAGCUUUCUUCUGGUGUUUACUGCAACAUCGCCACUGGAUCACAUUCUUCAAAAGAGGAGCUUACUAUGUUAGCGAUGGUUGGUGAAAGAUUUGGACUUCAACAGCUGGAUUCACUGCCUUCUGGUGUAUCUCUUCCACUUCGUCAUGCAUUAGAUAAGUGUCGAGAUUCUCCUCCCAAUAACUGGCCAGCAGCUGCCUAUGUCCUUCUUGGUCGCCAAGAUUUGGCAAUGUCAACUUUGGCACGUGAAUGCAAUUAUAAAGAUAUUGAAACACCAACCAAUGUUAAUGUAAUCUCUAUGUCCACACCUUAUAUGCUAAAUCUGCAUCCAGUGUCUUCUACUAUUUCUGAUGCAAUUGGAUUCGAAGGAACAAAGUUUGAGGACACAGAUUCAGUUGAUGGGUCUACGACGGAUGGUAUGGAACAUAUUUUCAACUCUAGUACACAGUUGCGCUAUGGUCGUGAUCUAAGAUUGAACGAGGUUAGACGUCUUUUGUGCUCUUCAAGACCUGUGGCAAUUCAAACAUCUGUUAACCAUAGUGCUUCUGAUCAGGACCUCCAGCAGGCUCAAUUGUGGCACCUUGCCCAAAGAACCACUUCACUUCCUCUUGGACGUGGAGCAUUUACUCUCGCAACCAUACAUACACUCCUGACUGAGGCUUUUAUUGUGCCGAAGCUUGUAUUAGCGGGUCGGUUGCCGGCCCAACAGAAUGCAACCGUUAAUCUCGAUCCCAACAUCAGGAACAUACAAGAACUAAGGUCUUGGCCUGAGUUUCAUAAUGCUGUUGCUGCAGGCCUUAGACUAGCCCCCUUUCAGGGAAGGAUGUCAAGAACAUGGAUAAUUUAUAAUAAACCCGAGGAGCCAAAUUCUGUUCAUGCCGGACUACUUCUUGCUCUAGGAGUGCAUGGAUAUCUGCGUGUAUUGACUAUUACGGACAUUUACCAGUAUUUAUAUCAGGAGCAUGAAAGUACUACUGUAGGAUUGAUGCUUGGCCUCGCAGCUUCUUAUAGAGGCACUAUGCAACCAACUAUAUCAAAGAGUCUUUGUGUUCAUAUUCCUGUACGUCAUCCAUCAUCCUAUCCAGAAUUGGAGGUUCCAACCUUGCUUCAGUCUGCAGCUUUAAUGUCUCUGGGUAUUCUUUAUGAAGGUUCAGCUAACCCACAAACAAUGCAGGUUUUAUUGGGUGAAAUUGGGCGCCGAAGUGGGGGUGACAAUGUUCUUGAGCGAGAGGGUCAUGCUGUUUCCGCGGGAUUUGCUCUGGGUCUUGUUGCACUGGGACGGGGAGAAGAUGCACUUGGCUUUAUUGAGACAUGUGUGAAUCGUCUGUUUCUCUACCUUGGUGGCAAUGUUCACAGUGAGAAAUCUCAUUUUUCGACAAUCUCAAUGGACGAAAAUCGUGGUUCUGCGCAGAUGAUGGAUGGUACAACAGUCAAUAUUGACGUCACUGCACCUGGAGCCACAAUUGCUCUUGCUUUGAUGUUUUUAAAGACAGAAUCUGAGGCUAUCGUGUCUAGGCUCUCAAUUCCAAGCACACGUUUUGAUUUGCAAUAUGUACGGCCUGACUUCAUAAUGCUUCGAGUCAUUGCUCGAAAUUUAAUAAUGUGGAGCAGGGUUCAUCCCUCAAAAGAUUGGGUUUGGUCCCAAAUUCCUGAAAUUGUGAGAUGUGGUGUAGAAGGCCUUGAAGGUGAUGACAAUGAUAUUGACGAUAUGGACGCUGAGGCUUUUAUACAAGCCUAUGUUAAUAUAGUAGCUGGAGCUUGUAUAUCUCUUGGACUGGUUUUUGCUGGCACAAGAAAUGGAGACGCCCAGGAAUUGCUUUAUGAAUUUGCUAUAUACUUUCUCAAUGAGAUCAAGCCCGUUUCCCCUACAAGUGGAAAGUUUUUGCCAAAGGGACUGUCUCGCUACAUUGAUCGGGGCACAUUGGAGACAUGCCUUCACCUUAUCGUUCUUUCACUAUCGGUGGUUAUGGCUGGAUCUGGACAUUUACAGACCUUUCGGCUGUUGAGAUUCCUUAGGAGCAGAAAUUGUGCAGAUGGGCAGUCAAGUUAUGGUAUUCAAAUGGCAGUAAGCUUAGCUAUUGGUUUCUUAUAUCUUGGUGGUGGAAUGAGAACAUUUUCAACAAACCGUAGUUCCAUUGCUGCUUUGCUCAUUACUCUAUAUCCACGCUUGCCCACGGGUCCAAAUGAUAAUAGGUGCCACCUUCAGGCAUUUCGCCAUCUGUAUGUCCUUGCAACAGAGGCACGAUGGAUUCAGACAGUUGAUGUUGACACAGGUCUGCCUGUUUAUGCUCCUGUUGAGGUCACAGUCAGAGAAACUGAGCAUUAUGCAGAAUCAAACUUUUGUGAGGUCACCCCUUGCCUUCUGCCAGAACGAGAUAUUUUGAAAAGAAUACGUGUUUGCGGGCCUCGCUACUGGCCUCAAGUUAUAGACUUUACCCCUGAUGAUAAACCUUGGUGGAAUUUCGGUGACAAUAAUAAUCCGUUUAAUUCUGGUAUUCUUUUUAUCAAAAGAAAAGUUGGAGCUUGUUCAUAUGUUGAUGAUCCCAUUGGGUGCCAGUCACUACUGUCACGAGCAAUGCACAAGGUGUUUGGCCUGACAAGUUCAAAACCAUCUGAUACAAUCACUGACAUCCAUAGUGUAUCUGGUUCUAUCUCAGUUGAUCAGUUAGUCAGUACCUUCUCAUCUGAUCCUAGUUUGAUUGCUUUUGCACAACUAUGCUGUGAUCCCUCUUGGAAUAAUAGAUCUGAUGUUGAUUUCAAGGAAUUUUGCUUGCAAGUAUUAUUUGAGUGUGUGAGCAAGGACAGACCAGCUCUUUUACAGGUAUAUUUAUCAUUAUACACAACGGUUGAAUCAAUGGUUGAUCAAAUUGCUACUGCUGCCAUUGUUUGUGGUGACUCUCUCUCUAUAUCUGGUUUUAAGCUUUCGCUGACUUAUAUCGAGGCAUUGAUGUCCGGAAAAUUAUCUUCACCAAAAGGCGGUAUUGUACAAUCAGCGUUCAUUGGUUCUCUUAGGAAGAAAGUGGAAGAGCUCCUAAAUUGCUCUCAGGAAUUGAAGGAUGAUUUUCAUACAUAUUUGAAAUUGGGAAAAUGGCCUGAUGGGGAAUCCCAAGAUAAACGUUCGAUUCUUCUUUCUUGCUAUCUUCAGUGGUUUGACGUACCAGCUUCAUCCGUAAUCAGGCUAGCUAUAGAUCGAGUCAAACCUAAGCUUAUGUCAUCAUCUUCAGUUCCCUUGUUGCGUCUGUGUUUUCCAAGAACUCAUAUCAAUGUUAUUAGCGAGAUAGAUAGAUGUUUGAGAUGAUUGUACUCAGCUUUGAAUUGUUGAUUUUACAAAUACAUAUGUGCAGUAGUCUUCACAUCACUGUAUCUGGCAAAGUGUUUGUACUUAUAAAUUAUUGUAAAAAUCUGUUGUAUUUAUAUUCAGUCAUGUUAUUUUUUA